AUGAUACAAAAUAAAUUAUUACAAGAACCUGAUUUCUUAAUUCCUUAUCCAAUUCGAUUUUGGGUAUAUCUAUUUUCUUUAAUUCCAUCGUUAGCUUGUUCUAUUUUCGUUCUUUAUCAUUUACUUAUCGAUAAAGUUCUACAUAAUGCACUUAAUAAUCAUGUUAUUAUCGUACUUCUAUUAAAUAAUUUGGUGUAUCAACUCAUCGAUAUUCCAUUAUCACUCAGUUUUUAUCAUUUGGGUAAUGUUUGGCCAGCCUCACCCAUCUUAUGUCUAUUUUGGAUGUUCAUCGAUGAAACACUUUUCUCUCUUUCAUUAAUACUAGUAGGUGGAGCUUCUAUUCAACGACAUAUUCUUAUCUUUCAUAAACAGUGGUUGUCAACAAAUAAAAAACGCAUCUUUAUUCAUUAUCUUCCAAUAGGUGUACUCUGUUUCUAUUGUAUCGUAUUUCAUUUUAUAACGAUUCUAUUUCCACCAUGUCAAAACAGAUUCAACUAUAACAUGUCGGUGUGUGGAUAUCCACUUUGCUAUUAUGACAUACGACCAAUGCUUGUAUGGGAUAUUGCUAUAAAUAAAAUGCUACCCACUCUAACAACUGUUGUAUUCAGUAUUGCUCUUCUUGUACGCGUUCUCUUACAACGACGUCGAAUACAUCAACAUAUUCAAUGGCGAAAGCAUAAAAAAAUGACAAUACAAUUACUAGCUAUUGUAAUGCUUUAUUUCUUUCUUUAUAUUCCAUUCAUGAUUAUAGAAUUGAUUCAAUCCUGCUGCAUACCGGUCAAUUUUGGUGUCAACUAUGAAGUAUUUGGAGAAUUUUUUUCAUAUUAUGUUAUGUUCUUAUUUCCAUUUGUCAACGUCUUGUCAUUGCCUAAUUAUAAGGGUAAAAUCAAAGAUGCAUUUUCAUUUUGCCACCGACAGAUCCGAACUAUCAUUUCUGUAUUAUUACCAUUAAAAUAUUUUGAUGCACUAAAAAGCAACGCUGUGGCACCUAUACCCUAACCUUAGUAAUUGAACAAUGUACUAUUGAAAAAAUAAAUUAUCACUUUAUUCUUUCCUGUACAAAUAUUUUUGAAAACUAAGCUGUAAGAUAAUGAAAUAUGUGUAUGAGUGUCGAAAAGUUUUCUUUAUUUGACACAGUCAGGCAUGUGAGCAACAUAAGAUGCAUAAAACAUAUUUUGCAUUGCGAGUAUCCGUCGAUGAACAUCAAGAGCCUCAUCGUACUUUUAUUUUCCGUUUAUUUCAUCAUCAAUGUUGUUCAGAGUACAAACAAUGUCAAAAUGAAUAGAUGAAUAAUAUUUCUGUGAAAUCCCAAGCAUUAUUCACGAAUUUCACUGAUUUAUCAUAUUUUCGUUCCCCAAAGUAAAAGAGUCAAAUGUGACUGAGACUAUAAACGGUGUUGAUACGGCUAGAUGGAUCAUAUUCCUUUUGCAUGAACAGUGCUCGUCGAUACAUGCCGAUAGCUUCGUUAUUCUGGCUUUGCCGAUGCAGAAUGUCACUAAUGGUGUUGCGAGCAGCAGCGAUAUACACAUGACCAGAUGAGUAAUAUUUCCCGUAGAUUGCCAUCGCUCGUUGAGAAAAAGCAUUGUUAGCGCAGCUCCAAUGGAGCCAAAAUGUGGAACCCACAUCACAAUUCCACAAGAACACAUGAGAAAAGGUGCUACCUAUGACCGUUUAUAAACAAAUAUGUCUAUCAGCCUGAUGUCCAAGAAACCACAAUAUCAAGGUUGAAAAAUCCGUAGUAUUAUGGUUUGAAAAGUCAUAAGAGACAGCGAAUUUAAGAUCACAUAAAUCAAACAGCCAAUGUGUCGAACGAAAAAAGCGCAUUUUAUAAAUUAAUUAUUUUUUUUUUCAUCUUUUUCUACGAUAAAUUAAUAAUGGUUAGAUAAACUACUUUUGAGCAAUAGUGUCUGUAAGUUGGAGUGCUCGCCGAAGCUUGAUGCAGACUUACACUCAUUAUUUUUAUUUAGUGAGUUCGACAAAAUCAAGCCCUUCAUCAUACUUUUCUUUGUCAUUACGAAUGAAAUUGAUCGAGAUGAGGCUAAUAUCAAUAUCGACAUGACAAGUGUUAUAAUAUCCCUCAAGAAUGGUCAGCGCUUGUUG
Rotaria sp. Silwood1 is the source of this 2100-nucleotide messenger RNA. NCBI's taxonomy places the organism in Eukaryota, Metazoa, Rotifera, Eurotatoria, Philodinida, Philodinidae. The record is from the annotation of a GenBank genome assembly.